Molecule: messenger RNA, 1094 nt
Organism: Oncorhynchus nerka (sockeye salmon)
Lineage: Eukaryota; Metazoa; Chordata; Actinopteri; Salmoniformes; Salmonidae
Exons: 9
Coding region: 61-690 (209 amino acids)
Source: RefSeq, a predicted model, not a curated record
UCAUCUUCAGAAGUGUCUUUGUGAGCUGAAGAACUGCCAUCAUUCACAGAGCAGAGCAACAUGUUUUGUAUGCUGUGGAUCAUCUUUCAGACAAUGGCUCUCUUGGUGGCGGCUGGAGGACAGUCUUCAGGUAGUGGUGAGGGUGGUGGUGGUGGUGGCAAUGGAGGAGUUGUGAAUGGAGGCAUGGUCGGUAAUGCUGUUAACCCAGGGGUUAUGAAUGGGCUUUCCUUAAAUGGGCGACCCUUUCUGGCACAGUUGGUUCCCAUUGGUGCUCUUCAGCAGGGUGGGGCACUUCCUGUAGAACAGGUGGGAGCAGCCAAUGGCAUACCACUACAACAGGGACAGCUUCCUCAACUAGCCAAUGGGGUUGUACCAUUAUUUGCAGUUCUGCCACAGGCAAAUGGCAUCGGAGGCCCCCAGGCUUCAAUGUUGAUGCAGAUUAUUCCUGUGGGUGGAGGAAACAACAUCCAGCAGCCAGCUGCUGGAGGGAAGGCAGGCAAAGCUAGAGUCAAGCAUUCUGUCCCUUUCCAUGGAAUGGCCACAUCAACAAGAACAAAUACUCCACUGACAAAGGUGACUACUGGAGAGGUGGAAGAAUCCUCUGGCUCUGACUCACCAGUGAAUGCUGAAGUGAGGCUGAGCAUCUCAAACCUGGACAGCAUUCUAACUAGGGUUGCAAAAUUCUGGUAACUGGGAUGUGUGGAAAGUGGGAAAGUUGACAGAAUUGUGCAACCCAAAAUUAACUAUAUAACCUGUAAUAUCAAAUACCAGAAUCUCGUCAAGCUGCCAAUUCCAGAUGACAAAUGACCUCCACAGGCGGGGGUUCAAUUCCUGGGUGCGCUACUUUAACUUGCUGUGUUGCCUUCUUGUUUGCCCCCCUUACUUCAAAAUAUAUCUCUGAAUAAACUUGAUGAAAGAAAAGUGUUAUUCCAGUCUCCUUUGACAAAAACUAAAACUAGAUUAACAGACAGGUCUGACUGUAUCUCGACUAUGUGUCCAUAUACAUGUUUUGUAACGGCGUUCCCGAUAUACUGGAAAUGAUGUUAUCACAGCUGAUGUCUUUGAAUACAUUUAUUAAAUGGAUGUCAAUCUUU